This is a messenger RNA of Pestalotiopsis fici W106-1, 1029 nucleotides long. Its product is annotated as heme-binding peroxidase. Gene Ontology annotation, molecular function: heme binding; peroxidase activity. Bases 1 to 1029 code for a protein of 342 amino acids. Gene Ontology annotation, biological process: cellular response to oxidative stress; hydrogen peroxide catabolic process; response to reactive oxygen species. NCBI's taxonomy places the organism in Eukaryota, Fungi, Ascomycota, Sordariomycetes, Amphisphaeriales, Sporocadaceae. The record is from RefSeq and is a predicted model, not a curated record. The transcript has a single exon.
AUGCCAUCAAGUAAUCCACCAGCGCCGUCUUCGGCCCAACUCGAAGAGGUGAAAGAUGCCGUGCGCGCGCUGCUUCACCAGCCAGAGUACGACGAUGGCUCUGCUGGCCCAGUCCUCGUACGCCUCGCAUGGCACUCUGCUGGCACAUACGAUGCCGCCUCCAAGACGGGUGGCUCCAACGGCGCCGGCAUGAGAUACGAGAAGGAGGGCGGCGACCCGGCCAAUGCCGGCCUCGCCCACGCCCGGGCCUUUUUGGAGCCCGUCAAGGAAAAGUUCCCCUGGAUCACGUACGCAGAUCUCUGGUGUCUGGCCGCCGUCGUGGCCGUCAAGGAGAUGGGCGGGCCCGAGGUCCAGUGGCAGGGCGGCCGAACCGACUUUACCGACGACAGCAAGGUGCCGCCGCGGGGUCGGCUGCCCGACGCCGCCCAGGGUUCCGACCACCUGCGGCACAUCUUUUACCGCAUGGGCUUCAACGACCAGGAGAUCGUGGCCCUGUCGGGCGCACACAACCUCGGCCGCUGCCACGGCGACCGCUCCGGCUUUGAGGGCAAGUGGGUAAACCAGCCCACCCGCUUCUCGAAUCAGUACUACCGACUGCUGCUGCAAAACGACUGGAAGAAGAAGAAGCUGGCCAAUGGCCUCGAGCAAUUCGUCUACGUGGACGAGGAGAUUGAGCUCGAGGAGGGCGAGGAGCCCGAGGAGCUCAUGAUGCUGCCGACCGACAUGUCGCUCCUGUCGGACGCGGCGUUCCGGCCGUGGGUGGAGCGCUACGCCAAGGACAAGGACCUCUUUUUCGCCCACUUUGCCGCCGUCUUUGGCAAGCUUUUGGAGCUGGGCCUUGUGCGCGACGCUAGCGGCAACAUUGUCAAUGAGGAGAAUGUCGAGGGCGGAUACCAGAGCGCCCCCAAGAAGAGCGACACGGCCGACACGCCCCGCGACCAGGGCAAGGGCCAGAUUGGCCACGAGGCGGCUCCUCUACAGAAGGAAAACGAGAAGUUCCAGAAGAGAAAGGACGGUGCAAGGCUAUGA